Sesamum indicum (sesame) is the source of this 1217-nucleotide messenger RNA. It is a transcript of the gene CLH2, whose product is annotated as chlorophyllase 2. The record is from RefSeq and is a predicted model, not a curated record. Gene Ontology annotation, molecular function: chlorophyllase activity. Lineage: Eukaryota; Viridiplantae; Streptophyta; Magnoliopsida; Lamiales; Pedaliaceae. Gene Ontology annotation, biological process: chlorophyll catabolic process.
CUCAAAAUUACAUCAUGUGUUCCCACUAACAACAAAGUCACUACACAACACAGCAAGUGGGGCUUUAAGGGCCAUUCCUAACUUCGUUAUCCCUUAAUCUGCAAGCAAAAACAUAUUACUUCACAGGAAGGAAGCAAGGAGAACCAAAUUUCAGACCACAUGAAUUCUUCAACUUCAAUUCCCGCUUCUGCAGCUUCAACAAACGUUUUUGACAUUGGGAACUACACGACUACGUUAAUAAAAGUUGAGGCACGAGUGUGCGACCGAAAUGGGUGCAAUCCUCCACGCCCAAUUAGGCCUCUCUUGAUUUGCAGCCCUUCGGAAACAGGGUCUUUCCCAGUGCUGCUGUUCCUUCAUGGCUAUCUUCUUUACAACUCUUUCUACUCUCAGCUCAUCCGACACAUUGCUUCACAUGGUUUCAUCGUUGUUGCCCCCCAGUUAUAUUCCGUAGCAGGGGCAGAUGCAACCCAAGAAAUAAAGAUCACAGCCGAAAUAAGCAGUUGGCUGUCCCAAGGACUAGCCCAGUUUCUCCCACCUCAUGUUGAGCCAAACUUGAGCAAAUUAGGACUAGCAGGCCAUAGCCGUGGCGGAAAAGUCGCAUUUGCAUUGGCUCUAACUAAGUCCCUAAAGUUGUCGGCCCUAAUAGGCAUCGAUCCAGUCGAUGGCAUGGACAUUGGGAAACAAACUCCCCCUCCAGUCCUCACUUACACCCCACACUCCUUCAAUCUUGAUGGUGUGGGAGUGCUAAUAAUUGGGUCGGGACUGGGAGAAGUGAAACGUAAUGCUCUUUUUCCAGCCUGCGCUCCAAAAGGGGUGAAUCACGAGGACUUCUAUAAAGAAUGCUGUAGUCCAGCAUACUAUUUUGUGGUCAAGGAUUAUGGACAUCUUGAUGUGCUGGACGAUGAUACUAAAGGGAUAAGAGGGAAGGCAACAUAUUGUUUGUGCAAGAAUGGGGAGUGUAGGGAGCCAAUGAGGAGGUUUGUUGGGGGGGCUUUAGUUGCAUUCUUGAAAGCUUAUUUGGGAGGGAAUUCAAGGGAUCUUGCAGAUAUAAGAGAAGGGCAUGGAAUGCUUCCCGUUGAGCUUCAAAGGGUUGAGUUUCAUCUGUGACAAAGGGAAGCAAGAAAAUGUAAUUUUGCUAUUUUUUUUUUCUAUCUUGAUUUUGGUAUAUUUGUACUUGAUGAUUAAGGAUAUUUGCAAUCUCAAGAUUUUAUAAAUAA